AUGCUGUCUGGAACUAUCCCUGCUGAUAUUGGCGACAGGUUCCCUGGCAUAGAAACCCUUAGCUUCUCUUACAACCGGUUCAGUGGAGCUAUCCCACCUUCGGUCUCCAACCUCUCUGCUCUCAUAGAACUUGGCCUCGCAGGAAAUGGAUUUAUUGGACAUGUGCCUCCUGCUCUGGGGAUGUUGCAAGGUCUCACUGUCCUGGACUUGGGUGACAACAGGCUACAAGCCAACGACAGUCAAGGGUGGGAGUUCAUAACCUCCCGGACGAACUGCAGCCAGCUUCAGAAUCUGAUUCUUGGCAACAACUCUUUCAGUGGUAAAGUGCCCGGUUCAAUCGCCAACCUAUCGACGACUCUCGAAACUCUUUAUCUGGGAGACAAUAGGAUUUCUGGAGCUAUUCCAUCGGACAUCGGCAAUUUGGUUGGUCUGAAAUUACUUGAGAUGGCAAAUAACUCCAUAUUUGGAGCGAUCCCGGAGAGCAUUGGUAGGCUAGAAAACUUGGUUGAGUUGGGCCUUUGCAACACUAGCUUGUCAGGCCUCAUACCUCCAUCACUAGGAAAUCUUACACAGCUGAACAGGCUUUAUGCAUACUAUGGCAAUCUAGAGGGGCCCAUUCCAAGGAGCCUGGGAAACUUGAAGAAUGUAUUUGUCUUUGAUCUGUCAACAAAUCGACUCAAUGGUUCAGUUCCCAAAGAGGUGCUAAAACUUCCUCAGCUUUCUUGGUACUUAGACUUAUCAUACAAUGCAUUGUCUGGGCCACUCCCAGUUGAAGUUGGUAGCUUGGCAAACCUUAACCAACUGAUUCUAUCAGGAAACCAGUUGUCAAGCAGCAUACCUGACAGUAUUGGAAAUUGCAUUUCACUGGAACGGCUGCUGCUGGAUCAGAACUCAUUUGAGGGAAUCAUACCUCAAUCUCUGAAGAACUUAAAAGGUCUCGCCUUACUGAACCUGACCAUGAAUAAGCUGUCUGGUAGUAUUCCUGAUGCCCUUGCUAGUAUUGGCAACCUGCAACAGUUGUAUUUAGCACACAACAACUUUUCAGGUUUGAUUCCAGCAGUUCUACAGAACCUGACACUAUUGUCGAAAUUGGAUUUGUCCUUCAAUGAUCUCCAAGGUGAAGUGCCAAAAGGGGGUGUUUUUGCAAAUGCAACGUCCUUGUCGAUUCACGGAAAUGAUGAGCUUUGUGGCGGAGCGCCUCAACUACAUUUAGCUCCAUGCUCCAUGGCUGCUGUGGAUAACAAAAGACAAGUGUCAAGAUCCCUUAUGGCCACCCUAAUAUCAAUUGGCGCACUUGUAUUCUUAGGUGUACUAGUUGCUCCUAUUCAUUUGAUCCACAAGAGGUUCAGACAAAGAAAGGCAAGCCAACUCGUUUCCACACUAAUUGAUGAACAGUACGAAAGGGUUUCUUAUCAAGCAUUGUCAAAUGGAACUGGUGGUUUCUCAGAGGCUAAUUUGCUCGGACUAGGAAGCUACGGUAUUACCACAGCUGUAAAGGUGUUUAACAUACGACAGUCUGGGUCCACUAGAAGUUUCGUGGCUGAGUGCGAGGCACUGCGAAGGGUACGUCACCGUUGUCUCAUAAAGAUCAUCACCUGUUGUUCAAGCAUCAAUCAUCAAGGUGAAGCAUUCAAGGCACUGGUUUUUGAGUUCAUGCCGAACGGUAGUCUAAAUGAUUGGCUGCAUCCAGUAUCUAAAGUACACACUCUGAGUAAUACGCUCAGCCUAGCUCAGAGACUAGACAUUGCUGUAGACAUCAUGGAUGCUCUAGAAUAUCUUCACAGUCAGUGUCAGCCACCGGUAGUCCAUUGCGACCUCAAGCCAAGUAACAUCCUCCUUGCAGAGGAUAUGAGUGCCCGGGUUGGAGAUUUCGGCAUAUCGAAAAUCCUUUCUGAUGGCACUAGUAAAACCCUGCUAAAUUCAGUCAGCUUCACUGGACUGAGGGGCUCCAAUUGGUUAUGUCGCUCCAGGUAA
Miscanthus lutarioriparius is the source of this 1974-nucleotide messenger RNA. NCBI's taxonomy places the organism in Eukaryota, Viridiplantae, Streptophyta, Magnoliopsida, Poales, Poaceae. The record is from the annotation of a GenBank genome assembly.